GACACGUUCUCAUCCGGCAGGAGACCUGUGUUGUUGUAGGGACACGUUCCCAUCCAGCAGGAGACCUGUGUUGUUGUGGACGGCGGCGACUGUGUUCCUCGCGCUCUCUCCCGGGGGACCUUGAUUUACCUCUCCUCUCAUUUAUCACCACACCUGCAGUGAUAUAUGCCAAGAUGCGUUUGGAGGCCCAGGCAAUCGUGUUAGCAGCAGGCCCAGGAAUGAGGAUGACAACAUUAACCAAUCACACUCCCAAGUGUCUCCUUCCUCUGGGCACUCUUCCCAUGGUCUGCUACCCACUUCAGCUCCUGCAGGAGGCUGGUUUCUCAGAGGUGACAGUGGUGGUGAGUGUGGGUGAAGAGCAGAGAAUGAGCAAAGUGGUGGAGCAGUAUGGGCUCAAGCUAAACCUGGACAUAGCUCCAGUCAACACCUCCCAUGACCCAGGCACUGCUGACUCCCUCAGACAUGUUGCCUCCAAGAUCAAGCGGAGUGUUGAUGACAUUGUGAUUGUAUCAAGUGAUUUGGUGACUGAUGUUAAACUUCAAGAUAUCUUGAAUCGGCACCGGUCUAGUGGUGCGGCGUUCACCAUGCUCACAGCUAACAAACAGCCAGAAUUCUUGAAGGCAGUUGCUCCUGGACCUAAAACUAAACCUACACUCAGUAGCGAUGUUGUGUGUCUGGAGACGGGGACAAAACGGCUGAUGUAUGCAGUAGCAGGCGGUGACUAUGACGAAGUUAUCACGCUGCAUUCCCGUGUUUUCAAGAGUGCCAAGUCCCUUGACUUGUCAACUUCUGUGAUUGAUGCUCACCUCUACAUCAUGAAGCGAUGGCUUGUUGAUUACAUCCUUAGUAAAGAAUCUCCAUGUGAAGAAAUGGGCUCACUCAAGGCAGAAAUCCUCCCGCACAUCAUCUCUCGCCAGUUCACCAGGAAGCCCACCAAGCCGCGUAGUGAGAGGAAGCUGGAUAUUCAUGACGUAAUAGAAAAGGAAGAAUAUGAUGGUUUGGUGAAGAAGUACAACAGCAGUGUGGAGUUGUCAAGACACCACAAUUCUUGCCAGAUGGACCCUCGGGUGUGUUACGUCUACCUUCACCAAGGCUGUUGUGUCCGGGCCAACACCCUUAACUCAUAUUGGCAGCUUAAUAGAAAGAUGCACUCGCUGUUUGAGCAAGUUUAUCCAAACUCGGAGUGGAGCAUCAAACAUCCAUCAGCAGAUAUUCACGAGAGGGCACAGGUUGGGGAGGACUGUUUAAUUGGUUCAGGAUCUGUCAUAUGUGAGAAGACCAAUGUAACAAGUUCUGUCAUUGGCAAUCACUGUCGUAUUAACCCCUUCGUCCGUCUGCUGAACUGUGUUUUGGGAGACCACAUUACCAUUGCAUCAGGAUGUGUGAUAGAAAAUAGUUUGAUUGUUGCUAGUAUAGAGAGGAAGUGCACCAUCAAAAACUGCAUUGUAACCGACCCAAACAAGAUCGAGGAAUUAAAGACCUACACGAAUGAAAUUUUGGAAACGACGCAAGAUUUUGCAUAGUAACAGAUCGACACACUGACAGUCUCUCAGUCGGCCUCGCUGUGAAGCUUCCUUUUACCUACUCCCAGGCAGGUUAUCCUUUGUGUUGUAUAUUUUCAUACCACAUCUGCUCGCCUCACCACAUGGAGUCGUUGGAACAGCAGAGAUCUCGCUUCUUGUGAUAUCCCCGAUGGUCCAAAUGGUUGGGCACCAUUCCUUCCCUCCUUCUUAUCCCAGCUCCUUGUCUUCGUCUCUCUUCCAAGUGCUGUAUAGUUGGACUGGCUUGGCACUUUAUCCCUCUCUCUAUGAGUAUUAUUUUUGAGUUUACAAUUGUUAAGGAAGCUUGGACAUUAAUUUACACAUGUUCUUCAAUGUGUAGAUUUGUGCAGUGAGAGUAAACUGUGUGUAAUAUUAAGGAACAAAAAUAAAGUUCUUCAAGACAUACCAUG
Molecule: messenger RNA, 1951 nt
Organism: Procambarus clarkii (red swamp crayfish)
Lineage: Eukaryota; Metazoa; Arthropoda; Malacostraca; Decapoda; Cambaridae
Product: translation initiation factor eIF2B subunit gamma
Biological process (GO): cytoplasmic translational initiation; biosynthetic process
Cellular component (GO): eukaryotic translation initiation factor 2B complex; guanyl-nucleotide exchange factor complex
Molecular function (GO): translation initiation factor activity; guanyl-nucleotide exchange factor activity
Source: RefSeq, a predicted model, not a curated record